Messenger RNA from Closterium sp. NIES-65, 3330 nucleotides. The record is from the annotation of a GenBank genome assembly. NCBI's taxonomy places the organism in Eukaryota, Viridiplantae, Streptophyta, Zygnematophyceae, Desmidiales, Closteriaceae.
AUGGCCGCAGUGCAGGUCGUCGCGACUGUCGCAAUCUCCGAUCCCCGGGUCGCGAUAUCGUCGCCCAUUGUGCAACCGCGUCGGAUAUGCCGUUCACUCGCAGCUUUCAAUCCUUCCUUAAGACUCCUCUCCUCGAAUUUGUCGCAUGCACACCGUCCCUCGCGACGCGACCGCACCUCACGCCAGCAUGCCGUCGUCGCUAGCCGUUCCGUGCCGUUGCGCGCCGAGCCUCGCGCCGGCCACCCAACAGUCCAAUCAUCGUCUUCCCCCAACGCGCAGAAAUCCGUGCGCGCGUCGGCAGUUGCGGCGCCGAAAGCAGGAGUGCAGUCGUCGACCUCCGCCGCGGCAGAUGCGCGAUCGGCGGCGGUUGGCGGAAGUGGCGCGGGGCGAGCAGCGGAAGCGGAAACGUCGGCGGUGGUGCUGCUGGACGUGCGCGAGAUGAUGUGCGGGGGAUGCGCCGCCGCCGUGCGCCAAGUGCUGUCGGAGCAUCCGCGCGUGAUUAGCGCGGGCGUCAAUCUCGUCACCGAAUCCGCCGCUGUUACCGUCUCCCUCCGCGCGCCUGAGGCUUCCGCUUCCCCUUCCGCCUCCGCUUCCGCCGCUCCUUCCGCCACCGCUUCUUUCCCCCCCGCUAUUGCGAAGGCGGGCGACGAGGCGGCGGAGCUUGAGGCGCUGCGCGCGGAGCUGGCGGAGCUGGUGGAAGACGCGGGGUUCCCCUGCUCCGUGCGGCGCGCGGGGGAGGCGGACGAAGAAGCGGAGGCACGGCGCAGGGAGGCGGCGGAGCGGAGGCAGCGCGCAGUGGCGCGCGCGCGCGUGGAUGUGGCGGUGGCGGGCGUGCUGGCGGCGCUGUGCUGCGCACACCACGUGGGACACCUUUUUCAUGGCAUGGGGCUGCAUGCCCUUGCACACGGCCCAUGGAUGGCGGUGCUGGACGAUGUGAGGGCACGCUCCGCCAUUGCUGCCGUCGCUCUGCUGGGGCCCGCCAGAGGCCUGCUUGUGGACGGCAUGAAAGCGCUGCUGCGUGGGUCACCCAACAUGAACUCCCUCGUGGGGCUCGCCUCCCUCGCUGCCUUCUUCAUUGGGGUGGCGGCACAGCUGUACCCGGACCUGGGCCUCGACUCCUCCUUCACUGAUGAGCCUGUGAUGCUGCUGGCGGUGGUGCUGCUGGGUCGGUCCCUAGAGGCCUCUGCCAGGGCGCAAGCCUCCUCCGACCUCAAUGCCCUCAUGUCGCUACUGCCCUCCACGGCUCGACUGCUAGUGCAAGACGACAGUACUGGGGGCAGUGAGCAGGGGGGAGGGGGGGAAGCAGGCGGGAGCACAAAUGGACUGCUGGCCUCUCUGAGUGCCUCUGGAGUGGGGAGUGGGGGUUUGAGUGAGGGGGCAGGAGGGGGGGUGGAGAGUGGGAGUGAGGAGGAGGGAGGGGAGGGGCUGGCGCUGAGCAUGGCGGCGUGGGUGCAGGUGCCGGCCAAUCACGUGCGCCCGGGAGAUCGGGUGCUGGUGCUGCCUGGUGACGUCAUCCCUGUGGACGGCGUGGUGGAGAGUGGGCGCAGUGCAGUGGACGAGUCAUUGCAGACAGGAGAGGCGGCCACAGUGCCCAAGCGUAGAGGAGCUACUGUUGCUGCUGGCACCGUCAACUGGGAGGGCCCUAUAGUGGUGUCAGCAACAGCAACAGGAGCAAGCUGUGCCGUGUGUGAGAUGGCACGGCGGGUGGAGGAUGCACAGCAGCGCACGGCACCGGUGCAGCGCCUAGCAGACGCCAUCGCAGGGCCGUUCGUGUUCACCAUCAUGAGUCUCUCCGCUGCCACCUUUGCGUUUUGGUACACGGUGGGGGUGCACCUAUACCCAGCCGUGCUGCUCUCAGACUUUGCAGGCGACGACUCGGAUCCUCUCGUGCUCAGCCUCCGCCUCGCCAUCAGCGUGCUGGUGGUCGCCUGCCCGUGUGCGCUCGGCCUCGCCACGCCCACCGCCAUCCUCGUUGGCACGUCCCUGGGUGCGAGGAGGGGGCUGCUGCUGCGCGGGGGAGACGUGUUGGAGAGGCUGGCAGCGGUGGAUGUGGUGGCGUUUGACAAGACCGGCACGCUGACAGCAGGACAGCCCCAGGUGUCUGCUGUGGUGCCUGCAGCCCACCUGCCGCCCACCACUCUCCACCACUCACAAUCCCACUCCACCUCCCUCAACCGAGACCCAGCCACAGCAUCAAGCCGCAGACACACCACCACCACUGCUACUGCCGUUGCUACUGAUUCAGAUACUGCCACUGAUACUGCAACUGUGUCUCUCCUGCAACUGGCAGCAGCAGCAGAGGCCACCACUCGCCACCCAGUAGCCGCCGCCAUCACCGCCCAUGCCGCCCGCCUCUCCGCCGCCCCGCUGCCGCCCGUUUCGUCUGCUCUCACUGUUCCCGGGCGGGGCGUGGUGGCUGUAGUGGACGGGAGGGAGAUUCACGUGGGAGGCUUUGAUUGGGUGGUGAAGCACUGCUUGGGGGGGACAAGGGAGAGGGAGGGGCGGGGAGGGAGCGGGAAAGGGAGUGAGGUGGAAGGGGAGAGGGAGAAAUGGCGGAGAGUGGAAGAGGGGGUGUUGAGAGGGGAGUGUGGGGGCGUGGGAGGGAGUGUGGAGGGAGGGGAUUGGGGCAGCAGGGAUAGCAGCAGCAGCCACACGUUUGUGUAUGUUGGUGAAGUGAGGAGCGAGGAGGAGAGGAGUGAGGGGGACACGGGCGAGGGAGGAGAGGGGGAGAGGAGGGGGGCGACGGAGGAGGGAAAGAGUGUGGGCGGCAUUCUGGGAUGCAUCUGUGUGAGCGACUCACUGCGCGCCGAGGCAGAGGAGACCGUGAGCCGGCUGGAAUCGCUGGGAGUGUCAGCGUCGGUGCUGUCGGGCGACAGGCAGGCUGCAGUGACGCGCGUGGCCGAGGCCGUUGGCAUCGCUGGCCCCGGGAAGGUUCUUGGAAGGCUGCUGCCGGAGGGCAAGGCGGAGGCGAUUGAGAGCAUGCAACGGGACGGUCACAGCGUGGCGAUGGUGGGAGACGGCAUUAACGACACCCUCGCCCUGGCCCGUGCAGACGUGGGAGUGGCAGUGCCUCCCCCGGGUGCCACCUCCGCUGUCAUGAGUGCUGCUGCCGAUGCUGCUGACCUCGUGCUGCUCGGCAACCGACUCACACAGCUAGUGGAGGCGGUGCAUCUAGCGCGGGCCACAAUGAACCGAGUGCGUCUCAACCUCGCAUGGGCCCUCGCAUACAACUGCCUCGCCGUGCCCCUGGCCGCUGGGGCCUUCCUCCCGGCUUACGACAUCGCCCUCACACCCACGCUUGCUGGUACGACUGUCAUGCUCACCAGCUGA